Chara braunii is the source of this 5055-nucleotide messenger RNA. Lineage: Eukaryota; Viridiplantae; Streptophyta; Charophyceae; Charales; Characeae. The record is from the annotation of a GenBank genome assembly.
GGCGGUUGGAUUUGCGCGGAUCCCCGAACUUCCCGAAGUCCGCCGAGAUCCAAACUUGAAUUGUAGAAGUUGACAUCACCACGGCCUUACGACUGCCUCAGAAGGUUAUUCCAGGAAUUCUUUCAGAAGAAAUUGAUUGUAGAAAUGUUUAGACCGUAGUUCGAACAGCCAAAAGUGUUGGAUAUGCCCUUACGUUCGUGCGGAGAGGAAACAAAGCGACAAACGCGCUUUGUGUCAUUACGUGCGCCGGCAAUGGAAGCUCACAGCGUUGGAUAUGUGGUCUUAACAGCGCGAGUCGAUAGCUCCGAACACCCUGCCAGUCGCCACUGUGCGAGGGUCGCAACACGAAGUUCGGAUCCUGGCGAACUUCGCUUGUUGGCGCAUGCGAUGUGGCGAGCUGCGCAAGGAGUUUGUCGGCGUCAUCAUGCAACACGAAGUUCGGAUCCCGGCGAACUUCGCUUGUUGGCGCAUGCGAUGUGGCGAGCUGCGCAAGGAGUUUGUCGGCGUCAUCAUGAUGACGCCGACAAACUCCUUGCGCAGCUCGCCACAUCGCAUGCGCCAACAAGCGAAGUUCGCCGGGAUCCGAACUUCGUGUUGCGACGCUCGCACGGUGGCGGCUGGCGAGGUGUUCGGAGCUAUCAACUCGUGCGGGCAAGUGGGGGCGCUGUUGCAACUGCAAGCCCGAACUACAACAUGAUUGUUGGUGUGUUGUCAUACAAUAUGUCUUCUUCCAAGGGCGAGGUGGAGCCAACAGGGACCUCCGAGAAGGAAUCACGAAAAGAUUCCACGAGGCGGUCGUCUACUGCCACCCAGGGGUGGUCGAACCAUUCGAGGUCGAAAUGGUUCAUCGACUGGUGCUGUGGAGACGCUUCCAACCCCACUGCGCAGCCAUGUGGUCCUGUCAUCUUCAUCGAUGACAGCAGAAGGCGUAGAGUGCUUGGUGCCGUUUUGCGGUGGGAGGACGCAAAGGGGGGCCGGCGACAUUUCUAUAUGCAGAAAGUUUAUGGCGCCAAGGGCAACGUCGUUGCCAAUUCGAAAGGGACGUUGUUGGACCUCGAAUUGUGUGAGGGGUUCGGAGCGGGUGCUGUGAACACCCCGUUCUACAGAGAACUCGUUCUCGGGGGCGDUUUUGUUUUGGCGCGUGAAUUUUUCGACAUGUUGGAGGACAAAAACAUCGCUCUAGACGUCCCCUGCGACGUCAACCCAUCCCUGGAGCUGUCGUUGCCCUUGAAGCUAUGCAGUGGUUGCGAGUCAAGCGGGGCAGGGGCGGAGGGCGGUGAUCUGGGUUCUGGUCCCGCCACUCAGCUGCACCGUGGCGAGAGCCGAGGUCAGUUCGACGACAGCGAGGAUGAGGGGAUUGCUUCGCCGUUGAGUGACACGCGGUGGUCUGUGUUGUCUAUUCCUGGGGUUCAGACUGAUGCUCCUGUUCAGCGGAAGAGUACAGGGCCUGCAGUACAGGUGGCGGCCUAUUCGGAGGUCGACUUGGAGGCGAGCGAGGGACAGGGUGUGGAGGAGGUGGACGCGGGAGGCCUAGGCUCGCAAGGAGCUCUGCAAAAGAGGAGGGGGGAUCGUCCAGACGAGUUCGCUGGUUCUACGAAGAAGUUAAAGAGCAAGGCCCCCAGGACCGCGGGGGAGAAACGCAAGGGGACCGAGGGGGAGCAGGGCCGGCAGGCUGCCAAACGACCGUCUUCGAGACAGAAGCAGCCUGAGUUUGGACCGUCUUCUCCACCGACAACAGGGACUCCCAUCUACGUCGACGCCGGGUACUUCCUCGAGUACAAAGACGACGUUCAGACAAAGCGGGAGUUUGACAUUAGCCCUGCGCAGGUCGUUGACCUCGGGGACUGGGAGGACCUGUACAACCAACGGUCCCUGGAUCCCGUGCUCGUGGAAGGGAUCAAAGAAGCGAUGCGGUUGGCGUUCGAAAACAAAGCGCAGUCUUACGAUUUACCAACCCUGAAACUGGCGCCGCUGGGGCUUGAUAAACCGACUCCGGGGACCAGGGUAGAACGUCUGAGACCGGAGGAUUGCAGGGAUGAGCUGGCGGGACAAUACUACUACUACGCGGUGUGUGGGCAGCACAAUGCGGUUGCAGCGAGGUCGCUGCUUGGCAGCGAGGUGGCCAGGAAAUACAAUUUCGAGCGGUGGCCUGCACGAAUGGUCUACUUUUUGGACGACGACUUCGAAGGGUACUUCCUUGUCAGUUCCCAGGACAACAAGAAGGACCUGAAGGCGCCCCCACGACAGCUGAAGCUGUCAAUGAGGGACAUUAGGUGGCAGUGGAACCGCGCCGGUUGCCCGCGUGCUGUUAUGGGGAACCCCAUCGGAAAACAGGAUCAGGUUCGGAAGUGGCGUGAAUUCUAUCAGCAGCGCGAGGAGGCCAUCAAAAAACAAGGCGCUGCCCUGCGUUCCUAUUUCCCACUGGCGAUGGCAGGGGAGAACGUCUGGAAACUGGCCGUCGAGUUUUUCGAGAAAUGGGACACAGGCAGAUUGCUCGGACACGACGGCGCAAAGUGGAUCAUGCGGAAGAAGAAAGUCAAAAAUGUGAAGCCUGGGGUUGCAUACAUCCAUAAUGACAAGCUGGGCAGGAAGGAGGUCGUGUACAACGUCCCUGUGGAACCGCCGUCAAAGAAAGGCAAAAAGGAGAAAGAGGAGGGCGAGUGGUUCGUGCAAGUGCCACAGUCGGACGCGCAUUGUUGGAAAACGAUAGAGUCGCUGACAGACAACGAGAAGUGCCGCGUCCUGAAGAAGGUGCUCGCUUGCGAGGUGGUUUGGGUACAGGCCGGCUCCCCGGCGUUGGCGAAGCUCGGAAAGCUGAGCAUCCAGGAGGUGGUGAAUUUGGUGAAGUGCGACCAGGUGCUGGUGCGUCUGUGGAACUACUACCAGUUCAAGCACGACAAAAGGCCGGACGCGGAUUGGAGCCAGAGGUUCCCGUUCCUGAAAUCAAGGUCCACAAUUUUCAGACAGUUUGAGAGUCGUGGUUUGGAUGCUGAGUUAUGGGACGGGAGCACGAAAUACGUCACUGACUCCUCGCUGUUCAAGGACUGCCCGCCCUACAUGGGCUGCGACGACGAUAGAUCGAUCGAGGCGACGGAGAAGCUGGCCGGUCACAAGAAGUUGUCCGUCGACUGGAGGAAUAAGGUCCUGUUCGUGUUGACUGGCAGUAGACUGAAGAGUCGAGAGAUCGCGCUCGCCGAAGGCAUUGUGCACAUAAAAUGGAAUGACAUGGGCGACGUGACAUCCAUCGCGCCAUUCGGCAACGACCCCUUGGAGGCAGACAUAAGGAGUGCGGAGGUGAAGGAGGCAGUGGUUGCCACAAAGAGUCACACGUUCGUCCUCGAUCUGUGCGAGCCGGUGGACCUGAAGCUUUGGAAACCGCAAGCGUUCGACACUCUGAAUUCCCAACUCCAGACGUGGUGUCCGUCGCAUUGGACGCUCGUUGUUUUUGUCCCGCGGCAGCAUAACCUCUCCUUUCUGGCCAGCAUGAACCAUCUUUCUUUCGUCAAGCUGCUGGAAGGGAAGUGGGUGAGGAGGAGUCCACAAAAGAAAAGCUUCCCCGUCGGGAACAAUUUGUACACGGAAGACGACCGGAUGUACAUACUCUUCAAAGGCGACAAUUUGCGGGUCAACACGUCCGUCGUCUACGAGGGGAAACUGCCGGCAGGCGCCGCUGCUGCAGUGCGGGUACCACAGAAGGUUGCGCAAACGGAUGUGUCCGACAUCCCAUUCAACGCUUGCGACUGGUCACAUACCUCGCCUGCACGUCGGGGCAUUGUGUACGGGGACAUGGAACGCAACCCCGCCCAAUUUGUUCAGCUUCUCGAAUCCAUCACCAAGAAGGGGGAGGGUGUCGUCUUCCUCGGGAAGCCACACGCGCGGUCAGUCUGGGAAGUACUGAAGGCAGGACGACACGUCAUCGCGAUGGAAGGGAACUCCGAGCUCUUGCAAUUUACAAUUGAUCUCGUCAAAAGCGAGGUCAAUUCGGGUGCCCACAGAUGCGAGUUCAUGGUCGUCACCGAGACUCGGCCUCGCGCGUGGAACAACAAGACGGACAUGUGGUUGAAGUUGAGUGCGAGGAAGCGGAACAAGAUAUACGACUUCUUGUUCCUGCAAACGCGGCCGAAGAGAGACACCGACGCCGAGUACGUGCGCCGCAAGGACCACAUGUUCACGUUGCUCGACAACUACCACGGCGCCUCCCGCAUGAACGCUCCUCGAGAGGUUGCAGUCCCUUUACUUCGUGGAGUCAGAGGAGGAACUGACGUUCGGCAGUUACUCCUCCUUGAUCUCCACGGAAGACGAGGAGACCACUGGCAUCGAGUUCGACGCGACCAGUGGACAGAGAGGACGGACACGCAGAGCUGGUCAGGAGCGGGGGUGGCGAGUCCUCAUCCCAAAAUAGACAGCGGUGUGGUGAGGGAUGGGGCUUCGCCGCCUGCGGGGGAUCGCCAACCGCUUCGGUCGGAGCGAGAGGGUGCGUGUGGAGGGCCCGGUGAAAGGGAGACGACGAAGAUUGCCGGGAUCCGAACUUCUCCAGGCAAGGAGUGCGGAGGGCCCGGCGACAGGGAGAUGGCAAAGUUCGCCGGGAUCCGAACUUCUUCAGGCAAGGCGUGUGGAGGGCCCAGCGACAGGGAGUCGACGAAGUUCGCCGGGAUCCGAACAUCUUCAGGCAAGGGGGGCCAACCAGGGAUAUUGGUGCAGGCGGGAGGGGCUGCGUGCGGCGGGCGGGAAGCGCAUUCAUCGGGAAUCGACACGGGUUCGGGCGAAGUGGCUGCAUUGCAUGCAGGGGAAGAAGGCACGGUGAUGGACAAAGAGAAGGAAGUGGAGGAAGGAGACAGAGGGGAGGAAUUGGAGGAAGGAAGGGAUGAAGGGGAGGAAGAAGAGGAUGAAGGAGAGGAAGGGGAAGAAACGGAGUUGGCUGGUUUGCUAGGAGGGCAGGAGGGGGGAAAAGGUGAACUCAAUACAGGAGACGACGAACGGACUUUCGGCAACGACGAUGACAGAUCUGGGGAGUCUUCUGACAGAUUCGGGUAGCUGUACAGAGAACACCGUGAG